This is a messenger RNA of Triticum aestivum (bread wheat), 1423 nucleotides long. RefSeq lists its product as uncharacterized. The record is from RefSeq and is a predicted model, not a curated record. The coding region runs from base 168 to 1178 and encodes 336 amino acids. NCBI's taxonomy places the organism in Eukaryota, Viridiplantae, Streptophyta, Magnoliopsida, Poales, Poaceae. The transcript has 6 exons.
CUCUGUUUCAUCUUAUCCACACACACUCCUGCUUCCUUUCCAGCCAUGGCGGAGCAGGAGAAGUUGAGGGGCGGAACAGGAGCGGGGAGGGCGGGUCGGAGAGGGAGGGAGAGAAGGAGAGCAGCAGAAAGUGCGGGAGCAGGCGCCCGGAGACGGAGAGCGAGUGGAUGAGCGAGGAGGGGCGCUGGAGGAAGAGGAGGCGCGUGGAUCCUGGCAGGGAGGGUCCAGAUCCGGUCGAGGGCGGGGCGACCGGCGGCGGCGGCGGCUUCAACUCCGGGGUGGCAAGUUUGCUUCCUGAGAGAGCAAAGAGUGAGCUGAGAGACAUGGAGAGAGAGCACGGGAGGGAAGGAGAAUGGAAGAGGGAGGCGGGCCGUGGUUGGUUCUCCGGCGGCACUGGAUCGGUGCACGGGCGCGGAGCUCCUGCUGGGGACGCGAAGAUCCAGGGAGGCACUCGGGUGCGAGGCUGCGGGUCAAUGCAGAGAUGGCGCUGCUCCUGCAACUUUGAAGAAGGCGCCGAGACGUCAUCUACAUCCGCAGGUUUGGGUCCAUCUAUAACAUGCUUGACCGGGCGAUCACGCGGCCGUCGAGCACUCUUAUCUACUGGUCAUAAGCUCUUACCAACUAAGGGUGUGGAGAAGUAUCGUUCAGAAAGGAGAUACAGUGGUCGAUGCCACCUGCGGGAAUGUCAACGAUACGCUCGCUCUGCUCUGCUCAAGAUGGUGGCUGAUGAAAGCGGGCGAGGGCGUUUCUAUGGAUUGGACAUCCAAGACUCCGCGAUAGACAGCACUUCCUCUUUUCUGAAAAUGGCCGUCGACAGCCAUGAGAGGGAGCUAGUCAAAUUGUUUUGCAUAUGUCACAGUAGAAUGGAGGAUAUCAUUCCAAAAGAUUCUCCUGUGAGGCUUGUAGCAUUCAAUCUGGGCUACCUUCCAGGAGGAGAUAAACAAAUAAUCACAGUACCUGAGACAACUGAGCUGGCACUACAAGCUGCCAGCAGAAUUGUUGGCUCAGGGGGACUCAUAAGUGUCCUUGUCUACAUUGGGCAUCUGGGUGGAAGGGAUGAACUCGAUAUUGUUGAAUCAUUUGCGUCAAGCUUGCCUGCUGAUACAUGGGUGAGCUGCAAGUUUGAAAUGAUUAACAGGCCAAUUGCUCCAGUACUAGUUCUCCUACACAAAAGAUGAUCACAAUCCCACUGAAGCUCCACAAGUUUGGGACUCCCUAUUCUGGAUUUCCGGUUGAUGAAUGAAAUGCCGCAAUGCAUACUGUGAUGCUGAUUUUCUGAUUAUGGUUAAUUAGUUAGAGAAAGAAAUUCUGUGAAGGCUACAGUUAACUGUAACCGGAUGAUUACAAUGUUCUUGUGAUUGCUGACAAGAAUUUUACUCAACCAAAUAUCGUUUUAUUAAGGUGUUCCCCGUCUUGUUUUUCA